This is a messenger RNA of Panicum virgatum (switchgrass), 1490 nucleotides long. RefSeq names its product transcription factor BHLH156-like. Gene Ontology annotation, biological process: regulation of DNA-templated transcription. The transcript has 2 exons. Gene Ontology annotation, molecular function: protein dimerization activity; sequence-specific DNA binding; DNA-binding transcription factor activity. The coding region runs from base 75 to 1118 and encodes 347 amino acids. The record is from RefSeq and is a predicted model, not a curated record. Lineage: Eukaryota; Viridiplantae; Streptophyta; Magnoliopsida; Poales; Poaceae. Gene Ontology annotation, cellular component: nucleus.
UACAAAUCCCCUCUCAACGAAUAAAAAAAAGAAGAAAAAAAAAGAUCACCACCACCACCACCACCAUUUCAGCCAUGGACAUGGUGGAGCACCAGCUUCUGCACUUCUCGCCGCAGGAGCACUUCAUGACCAGCCCGGGCUUCUUCGCCGUGGACGGCGGCCAUCCCGCGCAUUUCCAGACCGGCGGGUUCGUCGUCGAGCCAGUCGGUGUCGCGGCCGGCAUCGAGGACGGUGGGUGGGUGGAGGACCUCAUACAGCUCGGCGACGAGCUGUUCGGCGGCGGCGAUGUCAUCGCCGUCGGCACGGGAGAUCACAAGCCGUGGCAGUUCGACGACGACAACGGCGGGUCCCCGGACGACCCACCGCCGAGCGUGUCGGUGGAUGGCGACGGGAGCCCUCCUUCGGUGGAGCAAGGCGCCGGGGAUGGGGUGCUCGCCUCCGAGCCGCACCGCGACCGCGAGGACGGCGACGACGCGUCGCCGGCGACGCGGAAGCGGAGGGACCGGUCCAAGACCAUCGUGUCGGAGCGGAAGCGGAGGGUCCGGAUGAAGGAGAAGCUCUACGAGCUGAGGUCGCUCGUCCCCAACAUCACCAAGAUGGACAAGGCCUCCAUCAUCGCCGACGCGGUGGUGUACGUCAAGAACCUGGAGGCGCACGCCGGGAAGCUCAAGGAGGAGGUCGCGGCGCUGGAGGCGCGGCCGAGGCCGCCCGCCGGGCACGAGCAGCAGCUGCGCAGUGGCGGCCACGCGGCGGCGGGUCGACGCCUGCAGGACCGUGGCGGCGACGGCGCGGGGAGGCGGGGCCACGGCGCCGGGGUGACGCACGUGGGCGUGGCGCAGGUAGGCGAGGGCCGGUUCUUCGUGACCGUCGAGUGCGAGCGGCGGGACGGCGUGGCGGCGCCGCUGUGCGCCGCCGUGGAGUCGCUGGCGUGCUUCCGGGUGGAGAGCUCCAGCCUCGUCCGGUCGGGGCCGGACCGCCUCGUGUCAACGCUCACGCUCAAGGUGAGCGAGCAAGUAGGGGACGCGACCAUCUGCGAGGCCUCGGUGAAGCUCUGGGUGAUAGCGGCUCUGCUCAAGGAGGGGUUUAGACCCGAAGCAACGGUCGAGAUCUCCUCAUGAUGCACUUGCUUGAUGACGGAUUAACUGAUGUUCAGACUCCGUCCAGGACGAGAGAGCCAUCAAUCAAGUAUUACCAAAUUAACUUAGGCAUCGUCCGCUCGGGUCCUGCUAAUUUGCGGUCGACCGUAACCUCCAUGUUGGUACGGUCGAUUCUCGGACAUAGUUUUCUUUCUCUUUUAGGAAAUAUGUUGUUUCCCUUUUAGGAAAUACUAACUCGCGGCGCGCGCCAGGCGGGUCCUGCUAGUUUAUGUCGACCAUAAGGACGGCUCCUUACGGUCGAUCUUCCGAUAGAUUUUUUUCUUUUUUCGUAAGUUUUUGUCAUUUUGUGAUAAAAAAGGUUUAGAAAAAAAUUCAGAAUUUUUUUUCGGAGAG